ACAGCGGGAUCAGAAACGUCAACAACAACAACAACAGCCACAACAACCGGGGGUGGGCGAGUGAAUGAAACGUCGCGACUUCGGCUAUCUUGGGGUUGCAAGUGUGAACUGGGCAAGAGCUGGACUGGGUAGGAGUCGUGGGGAGUUGGUGGUGAGGAGAGACGGGGCAGCGUCAUGCACCAGUGGAGGAGCAUUCUGGUGCUGGGUGGAAUGAUCCUCGUGGUGUGUUAUGCACUGGAGGAGCUGUCAGCCGCCACAGAGUGUGGAAAUGGAUUCUACAAAUCGCCACAAGGAGUCUGCUGUGAGCUGUGCCGUGCAGGGAUGCACAAAGUGGCGGACUGCAUCGGUGAUGGAAUGGGCGCCUUUUGUGACCCGUGCCCUAGAGGCAGAUUCAUGGACAGAGACAACCAGGAGGAGGUGUGCUCGCAAUGCAGCAGCUGUGGACCAGGCGAGGAGGUGGCUGUGAACUGCUCCAUGGCCCAGGACACGGUGUGUCGGUGCACGGAGGGGCUCCAGAGAGAUGGCGACUCGGGAAUGUGUCUGCUUGAGGAGCGGCACCCAGACUCCACGUCAGUCGUGUUGGCGGCAGUCCUCAUCGUCGUCCUGACUACACUCGUGUUGUUCAUAGUUUACUUCAACAUGAAGCAGAUGGGGUUGACUUUUAAAACGAUGGUGAAGCGAUCAGACACUCAUACAAAUAACGAGCAUGAUGAAAAUCUACCGCUUGUUAUCGUGCAAAAUGAACACAAGGUGCCAUAUGGAGUUCAGAGGAGCAAUGAGAGCAGCGAGACAAUGCAACAGAUCCGAGAGAACAAAGAGAAACUCAAGGCCUGGAUCGGAGCGGAUCCAUCGGCCUUCCUGGAGCAUCUCAACGGCUUCAAAUUGAUUCCACGACACGUGCACCAAGCGGCCGUCGACAAGGGCGGAGAGGAGAGUGUGGAGCUCGUUCUGGACCACUUCAUCAGCCAGGGAGAGGCACGCUGUGAGACGCUGUGGGACUCCCUCUACUCUGUGAGGAAGCAAUACGUGCAGCUGUGGAAGUGGAUUCAGACACACGGUGAGGCAUUGAGGGCCAUUCGAGAUAAGGAGUCGGAUCUGAAGCUCUGGAUCGCCAGAGACCCCAAGCAUCUUCUGCUGCAGCUCAUGAGUCGGGGACAAAUCCCGAACGAGCUCUUCACCGAGGCCAAGGGCAUCCGGGAUGGCGCGGAGUGCACGGAGCUGCUGCUCAACUUCUUCAUAGAGAGAGGGAAUGACGACUGCCUCAAGCUGCUCUUUGCCCUGCAGGCCGUGCAGAACGAUUAUCCUGGACUCAAGGAGUGGCUGGGAGGCCUUGACUUCCUCCGGAGACUCUCCAACAAGUCCCCCCUGGUUCUGAACAAGUACAGCGACUUUGUCCUCCGAGACAAAAUCCGCUUCAAGACGAGGGUGCUGCUCAGGGCACUGCACGACGACCUGACGCCUCUGCUCUCCCAACUGCAGAUCAGGAACAUCCUCACCGACAACAGCGUGCGGGCCGUGAAGGAGAUGCAAGCUCGGCAGGGCAGCGAGAAGGCGACACAGCACAUGGUGGAGCUGGUGAUGGCGAGGGGGCGACCCAGGGUCAAGCAGUUCUGGGAGGCGCUGUGGGACCUCAGGGAAAGUUACCCAGACCUGGAGUACGUCUUUGAGAAGUUCUAAUCUCGUUUGGGAGAGAGGUGGCGGAGUGGUUAGCACCGUGUAAUAACCGCUGCAUUGAGACACCCAAAUUAUAUCGACACAUUUUAACGAGCGUUCACGACAAUUGCAUCUCACAAUUGCUGAGGCAAGAAAUUAAUUCGCUCGGCUGAUAUGCAGGAGGUCUUGGGUUCGAUCCUGACUGACGGCUGCUGUGUACAGGUAGUCCUCUACUUACGAUGGAGAUGUGUAAGGACGACCCCAUCGUAAGUCAAAAAUAUCGUA
Petromyzon marinus (sea lamprey) is the source of this 1938-nucleotide messenger RNA. Lineage: Eukaryota; Metazoa; Chordata; Hyperoartia; Petromyzontiformes; Petromyzontidae. The record is from RefSeq and is a predicted model, not a curated record.